Messenger RNA from Etheostoma spectabile (orangethroat darter), 3457 nucleotides. RefSeq names its product atos homolog b (gene atosb). The transcript is spliced from 10 exons. Bases 1123 to 3024 code for a protein of 633 amino acids. Lineage: Eukaryota; Metazoa; Chordata; Actinopteri; Perciformes; Percidae. The record is from RefSeq and is a predicted model, not a curated record.
GGGCUUGUGAGUAGAUAGAGGGUGAGGAAGAGGAGAAAUGGGAGGAUAGGAAAGGGGUUACACUAUCAUGUGAAGUGGCUUUUAUAUUCAUGUUAUUUUGGAGGGGUGCAACUGAGAGAUUAAGAGUGCAGGGGGGGGGGGCUUGAGAGAGAAAAAGAAGAGUGGGAAAGUGAGAUGGGUGAGGGGUGAGAGUUGUCGAUGGGUUUUUUCGAUUUGUGUGUGACUGAGGGUGGAGGGAGGUAGACAGGAAGAAAACAAAAUACAGAGAAAGAAAGAGAGCGAUAGAGAGAGAGUGCAGGCUAUCAUACCUCACAAAACAAGGAGAGGGAGGCAAACAACUUGACUUAUCUCUGCCUUUCUCAACAUCACCUAUUCAGGAGGAAAAAAGACAAGAUACAACAAACCGGAGAUUCAAGGGAGAGCAACCUGACCCAGAGGAAAUAGAAACACAGAAGACAGAAAGAAAAGGCAGCAAAGUUACCCACCCAGUCACCAAACUCACAGAGGAACAAAGGAGAGAGACAGAGAGUGAGACAGCGAGAUAAACCCCAUCAUUCAGAGGGGAUUCUGGGUGGAAUGACCCAAUAAUGAUGUCACAGCCGUGCAACACACCACGCCCAGGUGACCAAGGAGGGCGUGUCCGGCUAUCAGCCAAUCACAGAAGGAGCCUCAAUCGUAUUAUUUCCCAUUCCAGUUCAGAGACAUCUCCUCUCAAGAGCCUCCUGCAUCACUGACACUCCGCCCCUCUGGUCGUAUCUUCUGUGCCCACUCCUGCUUCCUCUGGAGUCCUUACUGUUUCAUGAUUAAUUAUCUUGGGAUGUUGGCGUCGCUUUGUGGCAGCUGCCAUGGAGAUAAACGGAUUCCUUUAGUAGACCAUUUUAGACACAGCCUCCAGAUGUUGUGCCAGAUGCAAGUUGUCCACACGGGCAGAAUUAGACAAGGACAGCCACAGAGGUGCUGUGCGGCUCAGCUUCCUAAUUCUCACUGUUUGACAACAUCACAGCAGGAAGUAUAGAACUUCCUUUUCCUGUGGAACAUUUUACUCUGCGUCCUGGCACUUGUGAGGACCUACUUGACCCUGUUGCAAAUUAGUCAAGAAUCUUGUCCUCCAGCUUAGAAACCAUGCGGCACAUUCAUGUGGAGUUAGCCCACAAAAAGGCUCCCUUAGAGCUUUCAGCCCAGGAGGGGGACCUGCCUCCACCUGAAGCCCCAACACAGGGCCUUGACCCUGGUGUCAGAUCUGGGACGUCCAGGCACUUUGGCCAGGAGCAGUUGCGGCUCCAAAAGGUCUACCAGCUCUCCAUAUUCUCCCAGUUGGGGGGAUUUUCUACCUCCACAGAAUCCCACACUGAUGCCCAACAAAGGGUUGUCCGGUUGGGUGUGAAAAGGGGGCUAGAGGAGCCCCAAUUGACUCAUAAGCGCCCCCAUCUGGGUGACUCCACAGAUCAGGAGGCGUUAGAGGGGGGGGUGCUAUGUGGGCCAGCCCCAGCUCAAGGUGUUGGGAUGGGGUUAGCAAUGGGCCCUAGUGGGCCUGGUUCUGUAUACUCUUGCACACAGAUGGAGCACAGAGAAUCUGAGGGGGGACUGUCACCCAGGUCUCCACCCCUCUCCCCAAGCCACAACCCUUCCCGACGCCCAACUCAGCACAAUCAUGACAGGCCCAUUCCUGAUGUAUUUUCUCCACUCUCAGCUAAAUCACCCCCAAUGUGUGACCCACAUAGCUCAUCCAGGACUGAGCCACCUAACGGGGGCCACACACCCACCUACUCACUAGGUAGCCCUGCAAAUGAGAGCUGUAGUAAUGGCUCAUCUGGAGGCCAGCCCAGCCCCCACGUAUAUGAAAUGUCCACAUAUGAGACUCCCAACCCCGCCAGUCCCACCAGCCCUCCUGGCCCUUUCUCCCCACCACACCACACAGAGCUGCAGGAGCCAGGGGAGGCCACUGAAUGGGAAGUUGGACUUGAAUCCUCCCCACCUGAGCGAAGUGCCACCCAGACUGCCUCCUCAUCCUCAAAUGGCCUGGCUUCCUGGGAGAAAACACCCAGCAGUAACGGCCACCGUCUAUCCUCUGGAGGCCAUUGGCCGGCCAAAAAGAGGCUGCUGCCCCCGAGCGACACAGGCGAGUCAUGUUCAGAAGAUGAGGGACCCUCCACAUCCAAGAGAAGCAGGCUGUCAUUGCUGGCUCCAGGACUUGGCCCGGCCUCAUGUCGCAGCACUGAUGCUAAAGCUGCCCCUUACUGGAACCACCUGCUUCCUUCUGCAUGGGACCAGCCUAAGACCACCACAGAUUGCACAAGAUCAGGGAGACGGCUAAAAAGUGGGCUGCGGCUGAAAAGUCGGCAGCUGCGCAGCGGCAGACACACAGGGAUCAGCCGCUCCACACGUUCCAGUUGGCCCUCAUCUUCCAUCAGCAGAUCACUACUUGGCAACUUUGAGGAGUCCAUACUGAAGGGACGAUUCUCCCCGUCAGGCUGGAUCGAAGGCUUCACGGCGGAGAUCGGUGCCAGUGGCUCCUAUUGCCCACAGCACGUCACCCUGCCAGUGCAGGUUACGUACUACGACAUCUCAGAGCACAGCGCACCGUCACCCUUCCUGGGGGUGAUAUCCCUCGAGCCUCUUGGAAAGAAAGGAUACAGCAUACCCAAAGCAGGGACCAUUCAAGUGACCUUAUUUAAUCCCAACAAAACUGUGGUGAAGAUGUUUCUGGUGACCUACAACUUCGGCGACAUGCCCGUUAAUCACAUGACCUUCCUGCGCCACCGCAUCUUCCUGGUGCCUGUAGAGGAGGGGGUUGAGGGGAAAGGCGAGACGUCUCCAGGGGGCGGAGUGCUAGACAGGAAGAAGAUUCUCUGCUACCUGAUACAUCUCAGAUUCCAGAGCUCCAAAUCUGGGAAGAUCUACUUGCACAAUGAUAUCCGGCUGCUAUUCUCCCGCAAAUCCAUCGAAGUGGACACAGGGAUCCCUUAUGAGCUGAAAUCUUUCACCGAGGUGCCAAGAAACCCUAAAUACUCCCCCCGCGUGUGACCCCAGCUUCACCCUUUGACCCUCCCCAAAGCCAACACAGCCCCGCCCCUGUGCUUUAUGGAGGGAGGGAAACAGACAGACUGCUAGAAUGAUGGACCCAAAACUUGAUAAGACUUGAUGAGACACACCGGAUGCACACAAGACACACAUGAACAUAUGAGACAGUGUUGGUGAUAGUAAAAGUCCCCCUUUUAUGCAUUUAUUCACCACUAAAAAUUCAGACAGUCAAAAGAAAUUGGUGAUAGAAAAUUCCAAACAAGCAAACAGGCCAAUCUUUGUAUCUUCCAUUUAUUGAAAAUAUAAAACAAUAUUAGAAAUGCUGCCUCUAUGCAGUCAAAAGCAGGACUUUUACAACAUCUUCAUCUGUACAAAGAAAGAAAUACACACACACACACACACACACACACACACACACACACACACACACACACAC